AUGUAAAUUAAAAAACUAAAGUGGAAAACAGAUUUUGAAAAAUCAGUUAUUAUUGAGAAUUUUGUGAAUAGAGGUUGGAUAAAAUCGUAAGAAAAGGAAGAAGACUCUACUGAUUGGAAUGUUUAUUGGGCAACUGUAUGGAAUGUAAGAAAUAUAUUUAACCCUAAAAAUGGUAUGAGAUUGAAUGACUAAGUAAUUUAAAAAUCAAUCAUAGUAAAUCAUAAAUCACUUUCCUAAUCAUUAUGAAUUAACAAGAAAAGAUUGUAUGGUUAAAAAUUUGAAGCGUUUUAAGAGAGAAUAAGAUAAGGAAAUAUAUGAAUAAUAAGGAUGGAAUUUUGAUUUUUUACCAACAACUUAUGUCUUUCCAGGAGAAUAUUCUCUAUUUGUUGAAGAAUUUCAUAGAUGUCCAAAUUAGACAUGGAUUGUUAAACCUGCAGCAAGAAGUUAAGGAAAAGGAAUAUUUCUAUUAAGAAAAAUUUAACAACUAAAGAAAAUUUCAGGAACCACUGUAACAAGCAAUAUGACUUAACUUAAUCUUGCAUCUAAAGAGAAUUAUGUAGUUUCUAAAUAUAUUGAUAAUCCACUUUUAAUAGGUGGUAAGAAGUUUGAUUUAAGAAUGUAUGUUUUAGUUACAAAUUACAAACCACUAAAAGUUUGGAUCUAUAAUAAGGGAUUUGGAAGAUUUUGCAAUGAAUAAUAUACUACUGAUGUAGCUGAAAUAGAAAACAUGUUUGUUCAUUUAACAAAUGUUGCUAUUUAACAAUAUAGUGAUAAAUAUUCAUAAAAACAUGGUGGUAAAUAUUCAAUAGAUGCUCUAAAAUUCUAUGUUGAAUCAGCCUAUGGAACAGAAUCAUUCUAAAAAAUGAUGGAUGAUAUUCACAAUAUUAUUCUUACUUCUUUAAAAGUAAACAAUAUAUUAGAAUUUUAGUCAGUAUAAGCUGUCAUUUAAAAUGAUAAACAUUGUUUUGAAAUGUAUGGCUAUGACAUCUUACUUGAUGCUAAUUUAAAACCUUGGUUGAUUGAAAUUAAUGCUAGUCCCUCUUUGACUACAACUACUCCGGUAGACAAGAAUUUAAAACUCAAUCUCAUUAAUGAUGUUUAUAAUAUUGUACUACCUAAUGAUGAUUUCCCAGAUAAUGAAUAAAAAUGUAAAUAUCUAUUUAUAUCAAGAACAAUAAAUCAAUAAAGUUGGUGGCUUUAGUGUUCUAUAUGAUGAAAGUUAAGAUUUAAUAAAUCGUAAAGCUCAGAAAAGACAAAGUGUAAAAAUAUGGAAAUGA
Messenger RNA from Paramecium sonneborni, 1277 nucleotides. The record is from the annotation of a GenBank genome assembly. Lineage: Eukaryota; Ciliophora; Oligohymenophorea; Peniculida; Parameciidae.